CGCCGUGACAACAGAGCGACCUGCCCAUUUCUUCUCUGUCUUGAACACGGGUCGGCAACCGUUAAAAAGCACAGCCCUUUGUCUUAGUUGUAGCUGACCCUCCUGUCUCCCCCGGUUUUAUUUAAUCCUGCUGUAUAUCCCUCACCAUGGCGGCGAGUGCUAAACGAAAACAAGAGGAGAAACACCUGAAGAUGCUGAGAGAAAUGACGAGUUUGCCUCCCAACAGAAAGUGCUUUGACUGCGACCAGCGCGGCCCAACCUAUGCCAACAUGACUGUGGGCUCCUUCGUUUGCACCUCCUGCUCUGGCAUCCUACGAGGACUGAAUCCACCCCACAGAGUCAAGUCCAUCUCCAUGACAACCUUCACGCAACAGGAAAUCGAGUUCCUACAAAAACAUGGCAAUGAGGUAUGUAAACAGAUCUGGCUUGGCCUUUAUGAUGACAGAACCUCCUCAGUACCAGACUUCAGAGAACCACAGAAAGUCAAGGAAUUCCUUCAAGAGAAAUACGAGAAGAAGCGAUGGUACGUACCUCCUGAGCAGGCCAAGGUAGUAGCAUCAGUCCAUGCUUCCAUCUCUGGAUCCUCAAACAGCAGCACCAGCAGCACCCCAGAGGUUAGACCACUCAAAUCCCUGCUGGGGGAGUCAGCACCCUCCCUACACCUCAACAAGAACACCCCACCAAAUCAGUCUCCAGUGGUGAGCCGUGGACAAAUCCAUCAGCAGCAGUUCCACGACAAGAAGUUCGACCUCCUCAGUGACUUGGGUGGAGACAUCUUUGCUGCCCCGCCUAACAUGAACGCAGGCGCCAGCUCCAGUUUUGCUAACUUUGCACAUUUCAACAGCCACACAACGGCACAGAAUGCCAACGCAAAUGCAGACUUUGCAAAUUUUGAUGCAUUCGGGAGCACUUCUGGGUCGACAGGUGGUUUCCCCUCCGCACCCCACGUCCCAUUCCAACCCUCAAAUACAGGUAGCGCCUCAGGGGGACUAGCAAAUGCCAGUUUUGCAAAUUUUGACAACUUCCCCAAAUCGUGUAGUGCUGACUUUGGAUCCUUCAGUUCCUCCUCCCAGAGUAACUCCACAGGAGCUGGCAAAGAUGCUGUACAGAGUACUAGCGUCCCUGCCGAUAGAUACGCAGCCCUGGCUGACCUGGAUAACAUGUUUAGCUCUGCCAAAACAGAGCAAGGAGGUGGUAUUCCUGGGGGGGUGAGCUCAGCCGCAGCCGCAGCAGCAGCAGCAGCAGCCGCCGCAGCAGCAGCAGCAGCAGCAGCAGGAGGAGUGGGUGGUUUGCCUCAGAAGCAGCCAGCGAUGCCAACAGGGGGGGACCGCUAUGCAGCUCUAGCUGAGCUUGACACUGUCUUCAGUUCCUCAGCCCCUGCCACCAGUGUUUACAACACCACCAGCACCUCACAAGGGGGUUUGUUUGGCUCAGAGGCUGGGGUGUCAACAGCACAAGCACAGCAGGCCCUGCCUGGCAUGGCUCAAGGUUUUGGAGCUCAGUCAACUAAUCCGUUUGUAGCUGCUGGAGUUGCCCCAGCGGCAGCUCCCACCAACCCAUUCCAGAGCAACGGCAGAGCAGCAACUGUGGCAGCAGCAGCAGGCUUGAUGAGGGUUCUUCAUGGGCAGGGUUAUCCUCCCACCUUUGGUAGGUUCUCUUGUGCUCUCUGUUUCCCCUUUGCUCUCCUGCAUUUUGCUCUGGCAGCACAUCCUUUUUCCUGUUUCACAUGUAUCAGGAAAAUGUUGGGAGAGGUAAGCAUAGCAUCAAGAUCCAGAAAUACAGGUAUGACAACAUUUAAUGCAAUCAACAAUUCACCAUAGGGUACAAUGGGCUAGGUUGAGUGGCUCCUGCAGCAUGAGGCCAUCAUUUCAUCCUAGUGUCUUGUAGGCCUGAGCUGCUGAGCAAAGCGGUUUUGUUAAACAGACUACUCACUAGGUUCAAUAUCAAUACACACAACAUGUGAGUUUCCUUGAAGGAUUUAAAAAAUAAAGAUGAGUCAGAAAGUGCAGUUUAAGAGAAGAGAGGUAUAGAUGGACAUGAAGUAACCUUUAGUUUUGAGCGCUGUGCUCUGUUUUUUUGAAAGUAUAGUUAUGACAAGUUGAAGUAUAUAUUGCUCAUCUUACCCCACAAGUCUCAAUGACAGUGGCUUCCUCAACAUUUUCCUCUUAUUAGUUGGCAGGAAGAAUAAAGUCUGGUGUGUCUUUUCAAAGACAUUGAAUUAUGAAAACUAACUUUAUUUUCUAAUGUACAUAAAAAAAAUCAUGUAGUCAUUCAUUAGGUUGAUUCUCAUAAAAAUGCUUCAUUCAGUGAAUGAACCCUGUUAGACUGAAAAUAAUCCCCCAGAAUCAAUUUCAAUAUCAGCUAACCUGUUUGCUUUUACUCAUUUAUUCAAUCAAUUUUAGCUGCAGUAGUUGACUUUGUUUAACAGGCAUUGAAUGUAGCAUUUGUACCAGAUAUUGGAUUGUUCAAUUGCCAGCUGACUGUCUUACUUACCACAGUUUAAUUCCACUUGCGCUGUGGGGAAGUUGUGCUCCUGUGUGCUCAUCAGAGGUCAGACACUGGUGCUACACUUACUGCAAGUGUUGUAGCCUCAUGCCUGACUAUUGUUCAGACAAUCCCUCCUUUUUCCUAAGGCUUGUCUGUAGACAACUGUAUUCACAAUUUGCAUGUGUUUAAACAAAGUACAAAUCCAUGCACUGUAAGAUUCUGAAAGAACGACACUAUUGAUUACAGAAUCACAUGUGCAGUUAUUCACUUGCUAAAGUAACAAUGACCAAACUUAUUGCAUGGCAUAAUUGAUAUAUUUCUAAUUCCUAAUUUGCUGUAGCAGUGUUUCUUUUCUUGUUGACUUGUCUGUAAUGUUGUGUAUCCUCUCACUUAUUUUAAGUUUACUACAGUACUACAGUAUACUGCUUCCUAACAAACUGCUUAUAUUAAUAGCUGCCUUGUGUUUUUCUGCUGAUGUGUACCCGCUCCUGUGUAACCUAACUUUUGUGUGUGUGUGUGUGCGUGCGUGCGUGCGCGUGUGCGUGCGCACGCAUGCUAUAAAAUCGGCACAAUGCCAUAAUUUUGAAAAUAAAAUGAAGAAGCAAAAGGUGUUGUCUAUGUUGUUGUAUGACUUUAGGUGUUGUUGAGUCUUGUACAGGCUUCUUUAACCAGUCGCUGUC
Molecule: messenger RNA, 3167 nt
Organism: Seriola dumerili (greater amberjack)
Lineage: Eukaryota; Metazoa; Chordata; Actinopteri; Carangiformes; Carangidae
Gene: agfg1a
Product: ArfGAP with FG repeats 1
Exons: 11
Coding region: 147-1820 (557 amino acids)
Molecular function (GO): GTPase activator activity
Source: RefSeq, a predicted model, not a curated record